AUGCUCGAGAGUCCACAAUUACCAUCAGUUGUUGACUUGUCAUUCGAUUACAAUGGUAGCAAAACACGAUUCAAUAUAGUUCAGUUCGCCAACAUUAACGCUGUUAUCAUUUCUGAUAUUGAGAAGAUCGGGCAAACUGUACAUGUAAUAUUUCCUGAGGCAGUCAUUACUUCUAGACUUCAGCCGACACAUAACAUUGAUUACGACACAAAAGUCCUCUUAGGACCACCACUGGGUGAUUUCGAUCUUCUUGUGAAUCGCUUUGUGAGAAUAUUAGUUGAGCACAAUAAUCGGUGUGAUUUCCUAUUUUCAUUGGGCCUAGAUCAUUUCGAUAUAGAUCAUGCGCGGUGCAUUAGUCUUCCUAAAAAUCAUAGCUGUUGGAAAAUAUUUUUCCGAAUACAAUCUCGGCAAUUUUUCUCUGGAAAUGGGCAUGUUAAAUGCGUUUUCUUACCUAAAACUUCAUUCAAAAAAUUCAUAAAACCUCGUGAAAGAGCCAGGGUGGAUUCAGAGCUGGCACGUCUAGCAAAAUUCGACGAAUUUUAUGAAUGGCAAUUGACGGAAUCAAACAGACAGUCACUCCCAAUUUUUGAACUUUUGGAUGGUCCACCCUAUGCAAAUGGUGAUGUACAUGUUGGACAUGCUAUCAAUAAAAUCUUAAAAGAUUUUGUCGUUCGCAGUCAGGUUUACAUUGGGAAGCGUGUUCUAUUCCGUCCAGGAUGGGAUUGUCAUGGACUUCCAAUUGAAUUAAAAGUAACAAGAGACAAUCUACAGAAGGAUACUUCACUCAUUGAAAUACGAAAAGCGGCUCGGCAGCUAGCACUGCAUUCAAUUUCUUCUCAGCAGAAUUCAUUCAAGAGAUGGGCAGUCACAGCUGACUGGGCAAAUCCUUACUAUACAAUGGAUAAGAAAUAUGUUGCAAAAGAACUCAAACUUUUUGGUGAAUUGUAUAGACUUAAGAUGAUUUAUCGAGCAUUUAUGCCGGUUUACUGGUCACCAAGUUCAUUUACAGCUUUAGCGGAGUCGGAAUUGGUGUAUAAGAAGCAUAGCAGUACGGCCAUUUUUUAUCGAUAUGUGAUAAUAAAUUCUGGAUUAAUCCUUUCUAAAUGUGAGAAAGAGGAUCGGCCAACAAAACUCUAUGCAUUAGUUUGGACGACAACUCCGUGGACAUUGCCAAUGAAUAACGCAGUUGCGUACAAAAAAGAUGCGAUUUAUGCAGUAGUGGAAUUGCUUGCCGAAGGACACUAUCGGCGUCCAACCCGGCAUUUAUAUAUUUUGGCAAAGGAUUUGAUUAGCAGUUUCAAGAAGGAAACAAAACUCAUGAUUAGGAUAUUGUCCACUUUUGCUGGCAUUGAACUGAAAGGACUCAUGUAUCGAAAUUCAAUGUUUAGUGACUUGGCACAGCCAUUUAUAGAUGCGAACCAUGUAACCACUACUGUUGGAACGGGUCUUGUACACCUAAGUUAUGCGCAUGGCGUAGAUGAUUUCAAAGUAGCAUUAAAACUCGGUGAAAAAGUGCGCUGCUUUGUGGAUGAACGGGGCUGUUAUACAAGGGAUCUUGGUCAUGAUUUAGAAGGUAAAAGUGUUUUGGAUGAUGGGAACGAUGCCGUUCUGCAAAUGUUCAAGAAGAACAUUGUCCACACGCAUCAGUACGAACAUCAAUACCCUUAUGAUUGGAGAACAAAACAGCCGAUAAUCAUACGAAGUAGUAAACAGUGGUUCAUUGACGUUUCGCGGGUUGGUGCUGCAGCAGCCAGAAGAAUUGAGAUCGAAGCACCGCCUAUAGGGAGUCCUCAUUCAGAUAAAACAGAGGCUCUGUUAGCGCAACUAAAAAACCGAACCACCUGGUGCAUUUCACGGCAGCGAUGUUGGGGUACACCGAUUCCUGUAUUUUAUAAGGCAGACGGUAGCGUCAUCGCGGGUGCGGAUAUCAGUAAUGCCGUGGCAGAGAGCAUUGAAAAAUAUGGUACUGACGUUUGGUGGGAGCGUACGGCGAAUGAGUUAUUUCCUACAGAAGAUGUUUUAUUUGAAUCGUCAUUACCAUGGGUAGGCUUUGCGAACAAAGAUUUGGGAAAGGCUCUAGCCAAGCUUGUUGCAGGCGCUACAAAUGUAGAUGAAGCACAGCGUGCGUGGAACUGGCCUCCACCCUUUACUCUUAAGUUAAUGAAUAAAUAUGGAAUUAGAGUGGGAGAAGAACUGGAAAAAUCAUGCGACAUAUUAGAUGUGUGGGUGGAUAGCGGAGUUGCGUGGGCAUCGACACGCGAAAGAAUGGAACCUGUCGAUCUGAUUCUGGAAGGCGUUGACCAGUUUCGAGGCUGGUUCCAGUCGCUUUCGUUAACUUCAUUUGCUUUGAAUGAUGAAUUACCAUACAAGUAUAUCUAUGUCCAUGCUUUUGCAGUGGAUGAAAACGAACAAAAGAUGUCCAAAUCAGUAGGAAACGUAGUCAGACCUGAACUGAUUACAGAUGGAUCAUUGAAAGAGGAACCUCAUGGCGCUGAUGGUCUUCGUCUUUGGGUAGCACAGUAUGGAUGCAAAGGCGACAAAGCACGAAUUGGCUCUUCAGUAAUGGACGAAGUUAGGCGGAAUUAUGCACAAUUACGUGCUUCAUUCUGGUUCCUGCUUGGUGCAAUCCACGAUUACAAAGGAACCAUCUCCUGUGAUGAAAAAUUUUAUAAUGAUAGGUACAUUCUGCAAGAAUUAGCAAAAUUUACACAACGAUGUCUCAAAAACUGGAACGAAUAUCGUUUUUCCUUAAUGAUUAACGAAUAUAUGCAAUUCUUGCAGCAUCCGCUCAAUUCACCUUAUAUUAGUGGUGUGAAAAAUAGGCUGUACUGUGGAAUGCUUGCUGAAAGACAGAGUGCCCAGGCAACAUUAGCAAAGAUUGGAUUGAACUUAGCAGCACUUCUUGCUCCAAUAUUGCCUCAUUUGGUGACGGAGUUUUUCAUGUAUCAUCCAAGCGUUGAGGAUUCUGCUGUUGCUCUGAAGGGAGUUUUGGUAAGAGGUCCUGAUGUUAGCCUCCAGAAACUGUACCCACUACAAGCAGAAUCAUGUUCUUAUCAUUCUCAACUAGUGGAAAUUCUUGGUGUUUCUAUGGUUCGAAUAGAAUGUGAUAAUACCAGCGAGAAAGUCAUAAUUCAUUCGGUGGCUUGCGGACGAGAAUUGUGUAGACGUUGCAGAAGGAAUGUCAGACUUAAAGAGGAAGAGUACUGCGAUCGGUGCUCAAAAUCGAUAGCCGAAAAUGAACUGCUCCAAAAAACGAAUGCUAGGAAUGAUUUUUCGAAAUCUCCAUUUUCUUCACGGUAG
Molecule: messenger RNA, 3300 nt
Organism: Loa loa (African eye worm)
Lineage: Eukaryota; Metazoa; Nematoda; Chromadorea; Rhabditida; Onchocercidae
Product: isoleucyl-tRNA synthetase
Exons: 20
Coding region: 1-3300 (1099 amino acids)
Biological process (GO): isoleucyl-tRNA aminoacylation
Cellular component (GO): cytosol
Molecular function (GO): isoleucine-tRNA ligase activity; aminoacyl-tRNA deacylase activity; ATP binding
Source: RefSeq, a predicted model, not a curated record